Molecule: messenger RNA, 859 nt
Organism: Pecten maximus
Lineage: Eukaryota; Metazoa; Mollusca; Bivalvia; Pectinida; Pectinidae
Exons: 2
Coding region: 123-536 (137 amino acids)
Biological process (GO): regulation of apoptotic process
Molecular function (GO): protein binding
Source: RefSeq, a predicted model, not a curated record
UGGUGGGUGCCAAUAUGCAAGUUGCCAUUGUGAGUGAUACAGGCCCUUUGGACUCUUGUUUUCUGUUUGAUGUCUUUCUUAAUGUGCAUGUCUCUUUUCAGGUAUAAAAGAAACAAUUCAAAAUGGCCACAAAAGAAGUAGUCACAGAAAAUGAAGAGGAAGCCUUUGGCGCCCAAAAUGAGUUGGCUUCGUAUCUGGAUGAUGAGCUUGAGGAGGCAGAGUUCAAUAAACUGAAGAGUCUGUUUAGGAAAUGUCCAAUUCCUCCAAGAAAACUUCAGAAUAUCAAAACUAUGACAGAUCUAUUUCAACAACUUGAGAAUGAUCAGAAAAUAUCUGUGGGAAACUACAAGUUUUUUACAGUAAGAUUGGAAAAAAUUCAGUCUAGGCUGGCUACUGAAGUGCAAAGAAGAGAGAGAAGGAUUAAAGAUAUCCUGAAUAGCGGUCCAUCACCAGCCAAACAACAGAGAACAGGAGAUGAAAUCCAACAACAACCUCCAGGUUUGUUAUUAACUCACCUGGUCCAAAGGACCAAUUAGCUUAUGCUACGGCACAGUGGCCAUCAUCCGACGUCCCUUAAUUAACAUUUCUUAAUUUCCAGCUUGUCCUUAUUUUUCUUUUCUUAUUAAAUUGGGUCUGGAUUGUUAUUUGGUGAAGGGGAUCAAAUAUUAUACAUAUUUGAAGGAUGUGGCUCCCCAGGGACCCAGUUACAGGAAAGGCACUGAUUGUCAUGAAUGAGUGAGUGGAUUUUGACUAAAUUUGGUCAGAUGCAUCUUUUUGGGAAAGGGAACAAAUUUGCACUAAUGGUAACUAGGCAUGACCCUAUAUAUAGGGGAAAUAGAAGUCUAAACAGCUGAAUGGA